AAUCUAAUUACAAUCACACUGAACCUUCCCUAUAAAUACUCAAUUCCCAAAUCGAAUAAUCGUCGUUGCUCUAAAACCCUAAAAAAGCUCUAGCACCCAGAAUACUCCCCUCAGAUCAAUAUCGAGGGAAGGACAAAGGAAGGAAAAAAACAUUACAAGGCAUAUCUGUGAAGGUAGUCGUCUUAGAAAGUGAGAAGAAGUCUCUGAAUCCCCUGCACUGCUUUAGACUAGAGCACGUGAAACUGCAAAAACAUGAAUGCCCCUGACCGAUAUGAGCGAUUUGUUGUCCCUGAGGGUGUUGCCAAGGUUUCAUAUGAGAGAGACACGAAGAUUAUCAAUGCGGCAUCAUUUACCAUCGAGCGUGAGGACCACACCAUCGGAAACAUAGUCCGCAUGCAAUUACACAGGGACGAGAAUGUACUCUUUGCUGGCUACAAGUUGCCUCAUCCCCUUAAGUACAAAAUCAUUAUUAGGAUUCACACUACCAGCCAAUCUUCACCAAUGCAGGCAUACAACCAGGCUAUCAACGAUCUGGAUAAGGAGCUUGAUCAUCUGAAGAAUGCAUUUGAGGCUGAGUUGGCAAGGCACUCUGGGAGCCAGUCGAGGCAGUAUUAAAGCUGCAGGGGGUUGCAUUAUAAAUGGUUCUCGUGUACGCUCAUGAUGUAUACCUGUGACUGCAUCUGAGCUUUCGAUUUGAGAGAUCUCUUUUAUGAUAAUCUGUCUGUGUUUGACAAGAUGUAGAAUUGGAUAUAUUGGAAGUGGAGAACUGACUUUAUGGAAAGAAAUAUUUGCGAUAUAUGCACGCAUGUUCAUGUUAUCUAUUGUAGACUAGUAGUAUACGCUUAAGUA
Messenger RNA from Olea europaea var. sylvestris, 849 nucleotides. RefSeq names its product DNA-directed RNA polymerases II, IV and V subunit 11-like. The record is from RefSeq and is a predicted model, not a curated record. Gene Ontology annotation, cellular component: RNA polymerase II, core complex. Gene Ontology annotation, biological process: transcription by RNA polymerase II. The transcript is spliced from 6 exons. Gene Ontology annotation, molecular function: protein dimerization activity; DNA binding. Lineage: Eukaryota; Viridiplantae; Streptophyta; Magnoliopsida; Lamiales; Oleaceae. The coding region runs from base 253 to 615 and encodes 120 amino acids.